This is a messenger RNA of Acanthoscelides obtectus, 653 nucleotides long. The record is from the annotation of a GenBank genome assembly. Lineage: Eukaryota; Metazoa; Arthropoda; Insecta; Coleoptera; Chrysomelidae.
CGGAAAUCGGCGAGUUUGAACUACCGUAUAAAGCCGUCGCUGGCAUUCGGCGAACAUCGAGACAGUUUUAUAGCAUGGCCGGGGCUUUGCUGGUGGUCAUCGUUGCUAUGGUGCCAUUGCUACCAGAGGCUGCGACCAAACCCUUGUUCUUCUUUUAUGGCGACUCGGAUGAAGAUCUCCUAACGGACUAUAUUGAAUAUACUGAUGACAGCGUAGAGUAUGGAGACAAAGAUGAAGAGCUCCCAGCUGGACCAGGAGGUGGUGCCAUUAUCAACAAUGGUGUAGUGGUUACGAUAAACGGAAUCCCGUUCAACUGUACCCGAAACGUCUGUGAACCGAGUGUUAACGGUGCUACUAAUGGUGGCCAAGCCAAUGCUUCGGUAACAUCUGCGUCUCAAGAAGUAACACUGCCGAGUGUUUCGGAAGGUAAAAAACCAGAACCGGAAGCUGUAACGGCCAAGGCAACCCCAGGAGAAGGAAAUGAAAAAGUUAGUACCGGAGGAGUUACAACAGGAAAACCUGCAGAAGGAGUUACAACAGAAAAACCACCAGAAGUUACUACCUCUUCCUCAUCGUAAGAAGAGUGUCGUAAUUUUGUUGAUGUAUCAGGAUAAAUUUAAUGAAAUAAAUAAACAACAAUGAUUUCCUGCUCA